AAUGUCCUGCUGCUCUAUUAUGCCCAGUGGUGCGGAUUCUGUGCUUCUCUUAAUCACAUCUUUAUUCAACUUGCUCGGCUUUUGCCUCCGGAUAACUUCACUGUGGCAAGAAUUGAUACCAGCCGAAAUGACCUUCCCUGGGAAUUCAUGACAGACCGGCUCCCAACCAUUUUAUUUUUCCCUCAUCAGAGGAAGGAGCAAAGUGUGAAGUUCCCUGAAGACUUUCCAGUUAACCUUCCUAAUCUCCUUAAAUUUAUUUUGCAACACUCAAGUCUUUCUUCAGCAGAGCCCUGUACCAAAGAAUGCCUACAAAAAGAGACGGUUCUGCAGCAAGGACACAUCUCCCACUUGGAGAGAGAGAUUCAGAAGCUAAGGUCAGAAAUCAGUGCCCUUCAUCAGGCCCACGGCCAGCUGGAAGCACAGCUCUCUGAGGCCAGGAGAGAGGAACAGAGACUGCAGCAGCAAAAACACACUCUGGAAAAGCAGCACAGGACUCUGCAGCUCCACAGUGAGCGCUUACAGGCCACGUACGACCAGAAGAACCGAGAAUUACUCGAAAUGGCUGAAAAGCUUCAAGAAUUGGCUGAUGCAUCAGAAAACCUCCUUAAAGAGAACACUUUACUGAGAAUCCUGGUGGCAUCAAAGGAAGGAAAGCUACUGAGCAAGGAUGAAAUGAAAGAAUCCCUCCAGUCAGAGCAAACACUUUCAGAAGACGAUGAUGUAUCCGUUUCAACAGCUGCUGCCACAUUAGAAGAACAAAGGACUGACAAUACUGAUACAGUAGAAACAGAGCACAGUAGUGCAAACAGGACAGAAUGA
Molecule: messenger RNA, 819 nt
Organism: Mesitornis unicolor (brown roatelo)
Lineage: Eukaryota; Metazoa; Chordata; Aves; Mesitornithiformes; Mesitornithidae
Product: thioredoxin domain-containing protein 11-like
Exons: 3
Source: RefSeq, a predicted model, not a curated record